AUGAUUCUUCCAUCCGCUAAGGUGGACGGUGAAUUCUCUUGGAUAAGUCCAUUUACACUUGCUUUUGAUCCUUCUCGAUCGCCUAAUUAUAGAGUUGUUUGUUUCAAGAGGCUUAAGAAAGAAUCACCUGAAUCAACUGGAAGUUACUACUUUCAGAUAUUUAUAUAUUUAUCUGAGAUGCGUAUAUGGAAAUCUAGCAAUUCUUUUGAAGUGAACAUGUGUCUAGACAUGGCUGCGGGAAUCUUCUCAAAUGGUGUUGUUCAUUGGGCUUGCCAUGAACAGUACAUCCGGUUCGAUAUGAAUGAGGAGAAGGUGAUGCUACUGAAAUUACCUUUUGUUUAUGUAUUUAAUGAACAUUCAUGGGAUAUUGGCUGCUUUUGGGAAUGGCGUGACACUAUCUAUUCAGCUAUGAAAAGUGAGUGGAAUUUUAGUUUGCAUGAGCUGGAUCAAGCUACUUUAAAAUGGAUUCCGCACAAGUAUUACCUUGCUUCCUAUAGUCUUGCGAAAGCAGUAUAUCGUGCAGUUACGAAGGAAGGGACAGAGGCACACAAAUAUGAUCGAACAGAGCGCAAGUUCUCUGUAAUUGCUUUGGUCAAGGGAGUCAAGGAAAAGGAUACUGCAGUAUUGAUAGUCAUAUUUGGCAAAGUCAUUUCCUAUAAUUUUGCACGGAGGAAGAUUAAAAUCAUUCUUGACUUGGGAUUGCCGAGUGAUAUUCAAGGAGAUUUAUGUUGUAAUUGCCUUAGUGCUUAUCAGUAUGUUCAAACUCUGUCUUCUGUUUGA
This is a messenger RNA of Nicotiana tabacum (common tobacco), 780 nucleotides long. RefSeq names its product F-box protein At5g07610-like. The record is from RefSeq and is a predicted model, not a curated record. NCBI's taxonomy places the organism in Eukaryota, Viridiplantae, Streptophyta, Magnoliopsida, Solanales, Solanaceae.